Molecule: messenger RNA, 1302 nt
Organism: Penicillium brevicompactum
Lineage: Eukaryota; Fungi; Ascomycota; Eurotiomycetes; Eurotiales; Aspergillaceae
Product: phosphatase PAP2 family protein
Exons: 2
Coding region: 1-1302 (433 amino acids)
Biological process (GO): sphingolipid biosynthetic process; inositol phosphoceramide metabolic process
Cellular component (GO): inositol phosphoceramide synthase complex
Molecular function (GO): inositol phosphoceramide synthase activity
Source: RefSeq, a predicted model, not a curated record
AUGAGCGCCUCCUAUCCAUCAUGGAAAGAUCGCACACAAAAUCAGCUCGGAAAGCUUCAGAUCCAAGUACCAUGGCGCUCAUUUCAGCUCCUAGUCCCGCAUCGUAUGCGCCGCAAGCUCCGCUCGAAGCUACGGAGUCGCCUUUCGCCCACCUCUUCUAUAUCGACUCUGCAAACCUCCUUCUCACCAGCCGACACUCUUAGAUCUUUACAAGCGCACCGCUGGACUGUCUAUGAUUUCCAGUAUCUCUUGCUUUUGAUCGUGGGCAUCUUCUCCCUAACAAUCAUCCAAUCUCCUGGUCCGCUUGGAAAGACGGCCAUUGCCACCGGGCUUUUGUGCUCUCUGCUGAUGCCCAUCACUCGCCAAUUUUUCCUGCCGUUCCUUCCAGUUGCUGGAUGGUUGAUCUUCUUCUAUGGGUGCCAAUUCGUUCCAAGCGAUUGGAGACCUGCAAUUUGGGUCCGGGUCUUGCCCGCUAUGGAGAACAUCUUGUACGGCGCCAACAUCAGCAACAUCCUUUCUGCGCAUCAAAACGUUGUGCUCGAUGUUCUGGCCUGGAUUCCCUACGGACUCUGCCAUUACGGAGCGCCAUUCGUCGUUUCGCUCCUGCUGUUCUUCUUCGGUCCCCCGGGAACCACUCCUCUCUAUGCCAGAACCCUCGGAUACAUCAGCAUGACAGCCGUCUUCAUCCAGCUGGCUUUCCCUUGCUCGCCACCCUGGUACGAGAACCUGUACGGUCUUGCCCCAGCCGACUACUCCAUGCAGGGUAACCCGGCCGGACUUGCUCGCAUUGACAAGCUGCUCGGUAUCGACCUGUACACCUCUGGAUUCAAGCAGUCCCCUGUUGUGUUCGGUGCUUUCCCUUCGCUGCAUGCCGCCGAUUCCACCUUGGCUGCCUUGUUCAUGAGCCAAGUGUUCCCCCGCUUGAAGCCCCUCUGGGUCACCUACACUCUCUGGAUGUGGUGGGCGACUAUGUACCUUUCUCACCACUACGCGGUCGAUCUGGUGUGCGGUGGUCUGCUUGCCACCGUGGCUUUCUACUUCGCCAAGACUCGCUUCCUGCCCCGACCCCAAACCGACAAGAUGUUCCGCUGGGAUUACGACUACGUUGAGAUUGGUGACAACUCUCCUGAAUUCGGUUACGACCUCGCCAGCUUGGACGGUGAUUUCAACCUGGACAGUGAUGAGUGGACCGUGGGCUCUUCCUCCUCUGUCUCCUCGGGUUCUCUGAGCCCUGUGGACGAUCACUAUACCUGGGAAAGCGAACACCUCACCUCGAACCACGACAUCGAGGCAGGCCGCUAA